Penicillium bovifimosum is the source of this 1932-nucleotide messenger RNA. RefSeq lists its product as uncharacterized. The transcript has a single exon. NCBI's taxonomy places the organism in Eukaryota, Fungi, Ascomycota, Eurotiomycetes, Eurotiales, Aspergillaceae. The record is from RefSeq and is a predicted model, not a curated record. The coding region runs from base 1 to 1932 and encodes 643 amino acids.
AUGACUACCCCCAGACCGCUCCCACUCUCCGAUGAGUGGAAUGACCCCGACGAAUAUGUACAGGCCCUCCUCUCCUUCGCGACCGAGUCGGUCAUGUUCAUGAACGUCUGCGGUGGAGUGCAUAUCCUCGAUUUUCUGACGCGCGAUCCCGAUCUGUACAGCUCGCUUUUGCCAGAAGACUGGCGUGAAUUCUUCGAUCAUCACGAUAUCCACAGCAUCUUGCAAUUGCUACUUCGAGAAGACAUCGGUCCGCUCUGCGAGCCCGCAGAGACUGAUAGGACCGAGACUGAUAGGACCUGGAACGGAGGCGCAUUCCCACCCGCAUCCCUUCUCGAAUACAUUCGCAAUAUUCGUCGUUUGAGCCUCCGCCGUGACUUUGCUCCACCGGAGAAGAGCGAGCGUCUUCCGAAACAUAUCGCUGUCGGCAUGAACAAGAAAAAGACCCACGAGGUUGAGCAAUUCUCGCGUUAUGUCGCUUCUCUCUCUGAGACAGUUAAGGAGAGUCGUGGGGAGCCAUUGUCUCACAUCGUGGACUUUGGAUCUGGGCAAAACUACCUAGGGCGCAUGCUGGCAAGCGCGCCCUACCAUAAGCAUAUCAUUGCUAUUGAGCGCAAGCACCAAUACAUUAGCGGAGCUAAUCGUAUGGAUGUUCAUGCUCGGCUGGCCGAGAGGGAAAAGAAAACCAGAAUUCACAAUGCAAAGCUCAACAAAGUCAAGAGGCAAUGCAAAGACUGUACGGACAUGCCAGAGCUGGCCCCGGAACAAGGCACACCGCAAACCCAGGAGCAGGGUGAUGCUGUUACAAAAGAAGUUGCUCCAGAGAACGAAGAUAUAGUCAUCUCUGAUAUUCUGGGUGAUAUGACUUUGGGAGCCGAUGAUGUGCUAGGCACAGACUAUAAAAAGCCACACGUCCUACACGUGCCAAAAGCACAACCAGAGAUUGACACAAGAGGCACUGUCAGCUACAUCGAACAUGAAAUCAAGGAUGGGUACCUAGAACCGAUUAUCGAGCACGUUGUGGACCCAAAGACGACCGUGGAGACCCGCACUAGCACAGAGGAAGUCGUCGUCCAGCCGCAAGGAAAGAAGCCAAGCGAUGCCCGAGUGAUGGUCGUCUCCCUGCAUUCAUGCGGCAACCUCGUCCACCACGGAGUCCGCUCACUGGUGCUCAACCCAUCCGUUGUAGCAAUCGCCAUGAUCGGCUGCUGCUACAACCUCCUCACGGAGCGAUUAGGUCCAGCAACGUACAAAAUCCCCAUCCUCCGCUCCGCCCACCCCCGCCUCAAACAAACCGGAUCAUCUUGGGAUCCGCACGGAUUCCCAAUGUCCAAACUAUACGAAAACUACGAAGCCAAGACAACAAAGUCCUUCAAGCUCAACAUCACAGCCCGCUCAAUGGCCGUCCAGGCACCCUACAACUGGGGCCACGCCGACAGCGAAGGCUUCUUCACCCGCCAUUUCUACCGCGCUCUGCUCCAGCGCGUUCUCCUAGACCGCAACAUCAUCCCCAAGCCCGAUGUCCCAGACGAUCUGUACAAGGAUACCUCCGACAACCCCGAUGCUGGCGGUAUAGUGCUGAUUGUGGGCUCGCUGCGGAAAUCCGCCUUCGAAUCCUUCCCUGCGUAUGUGCGCGCUGCAACGGUCAAGUUGAGCCAGGAUCCUACUCGUGGCGAGAUGGUCAAGGAGCGCGUUUGCACCAUGACCGAUGAGGAGUUGCGGCGCUAUGAGGCGGAUUACAUGCAUACGCGCAAGAAUCUCAGUGUUGUGUGGAGUCUUAUGGCGUUUAGCUCGCAGGUUGUUGAGGCGGCUAUUGUUGUUGAUCGUUGGCAGUUCCUGCGCGAGCAUGACGACGUCAAGGAGUGUUGGGUGGAGCCGGUGUUUGAGUAUGGGCAGAGUCCGCGGAAUUUGGCUGUUAUUGGGAUUAAGAAGUGA